Molecule: messenger RNA, 2192 nt
Organism: Poecilia latipinna (sailfin molly)
Lineage: Eukaryota; Metazoa; Chordata; Actinopteri; Cyprinodontiformes; Poeciliidae
Product: chemokine-like receptor 1
Exons: 1
Coding region: 262-1275 (337 amino acids)
Biological process (GO): complement receptor mediated signaling pathway; positive regulation of cytosolic calcium ion concentration; inflammatory response
Cellular component (GO): plasma membrane
Molecular function (GO): G protein-coupled receptor activity; complement receptor activity
Source: RefSeq, a predicted model, not a curated record
AAAGAUUAAUUUCAAAAGAUACUUUAAAUCUAAAAGACCUCAUCAGAUCAGAUGUUAUUUUUCAAUAUGGUUGUAAGCCUUCCUUUCUCUUAUUGGUGCAUUUCUAGAAGCUCUUAUUAUACUUUAGUUAAACCCGCGGUCUGAUUCUGCACCUUAAACAUUGCAAAAGAGAAUUGCUAAGAGUAACUAAUCUCUAAUCUAUUUUGCAAUAUAUUAGUGUUCAUUCUGCCCUCAUGUUGUUCUGCAGGUAUCAGGACAGCCAUGGAUACAAACGCGUCCAUCCAUCAAAUCAACAACACGCAGGAGUCCAUGUCCUCCUCAGACUACUAUGCAAAUCUGAAAAAGUCUCUUCACAUCUUGUCUCUCAGUGUUUUCGGCGUGGUGUUUGUGCUUGGGGUGUUUGGAAACGGACUGGUUAUCUGGGUGGCCGGCUUCCGCAUGAAAAAAAACGUUAAUACAGUUUGGUUUCUCAACCUAGCUGUGGCUGACUUCCUCUUUACGGCCUUCCUCCCCCUGAGCAUUACAUACCAGGCUUUGAAUUUCCACUGGCCAUUUGGGAAGCUCAUGUGCAAGCUGAACGGCACAGUAAACUUCCUAAAUUUGUACGCCAGCGUCUACACCCUGGUGGCGAUCAGCGUGGACAGGUUGGUGUCCAUAGUGUGGCCGGUCUGGGCUCAGAUUCAUAGGAACGUGAGGAAGGCUUCCUAUAUGAGCUACGGUAACAUUACCAUCUGCUACAAUAAUUAUGCUUCCUCCAAUAAUUAUACCAAUCCAGAUGUGAUUCAACUGCGACAUUUUCGCCAUCGAUCUAUGACCAUUACCCGUGUUCUCCUGGGCUUCAUCAUCCCCUUCAGUGUUAUGCUUUCCUGUUAUUCCAUCAUAAUCCACCGCCUCAGGAACAGCCCCACAUUGGCCAAGCGAUCAGGCCGCCCUUUUAGGGUAAUUGCUACCAUCAUUAUUACGUUUUUCCUGUGCUGGGCUCCCUUUCACAUCAUGACAAUUGUUGAGUUGAAAAGAUUUGAUCCAGACAGCCAAAGCGAAACACUGGCACUUGUCAUCGGCAUCGGGUUACCACUCGCCACGUGUCUGGCCUACAUUAACAGCUGCCUGAAUCCAGUGUUGUACAUAUUCAUAGGCCAGGAUUUCAAGGAUAAAAUCUGCAAACCCAUCCUGAAGGUGUUGGAGUCUGCAUUUCAGGAAGAUGAGAUCAACACUUACACAAAAUCUACCAGCGCCAGCGAAAACAAGAGAUCUGACCACAAUACUGAAUUGUAGAAAUAGCACUGAAUUUUCUACACAGCUGAAAGGAUUGAAUAACUAUUACAAAAUCCCUGCUUUAUUACAUUAUAAUUGGGCCUGAUUAUCAAAAAGAUUGAUGUGAUGUAUACAAAUGACUAUUUCAGAGAAGGACAAAAUCAAAUAAACAUUUCUCAUGACUCUGAUAUUUUGUAAAUUUGACAUGUGCACUUGCAUUAUGCUAUUAUCAAUAGACCAAGCUUUUAAUUUUACUGUUAAAUAAAUAUUUUUUAUGUAUAUAUUAAUUGUAUUUCAUAUAUUCAUUGUAAAUGCCCAAGCAAUUUAAUUUAAUGUUUUUUUUUUGCACAAUGUUUGAGAAUCAGUUUAUUCCAGAAAGAAAGAAAGAUGCACUUAUUGAAGUGACAAAAACACUGUGUGGACACAUCUUGCAUUUACUGAAGUGUGUGAUGUAACUCCUCAGUAAUAACUGGCAUCUUUCAGCAAUUGUGUAUGGCUGGAAGGUUGUGUUGAAAACACCAGGGUUCUGAAACUGUUAACAGGAAAAGCUUUAUCUAUGUUCAGAUUUUUCCAUAAUUGAAGGCUAAAGGUGCCACUUCAUUUUUAGGUGUAAAAAUAAAGCUAUUUCUGCUGUUUCUGACAAACAGCUUAACAAUGGGGGAAUUUUUUUUUUGAAAAAUCCCCCUUUAGCUAAGCUGUUUGUCAGAAAAAGAAAGAUCUGUUUUGGUCCUUAACUUUGUCAGUUUUAUUAUUGUCAGUGAGGCAGUUUUGUUUGCAAGAUUUUGCUUGUUAUUUUUCUUUGAUUCUAGUGGAGAUUAUUUAACCUUUUACAAUGUGCUAAUCCCAUAAGAAAAACUGAGAUAUUUUAUCUCAAUGCUAUGUCUAAUAUAUUGUCAUGUACUAACUCUCGAAUAAAAUCAUUGAAUGUGAUCAUUUUA